Messenger RNA from Larimichthys crocea (large yellow croaker), 1538 nucleotides. RefSeq names its product secernin 3 (gene scrn3). Gene Ontology annotation, molecular function: cysteine-type exopeptidase activity; dipeptidase activity. The record is from RefSeq and is a predicted model, not a curated record. Gene Ontology annotation, biological process: proteolysis. The transcript is spliced from 8 exons. Lineage: Eukaryota; Metazoa; Chordata; Actinopteri; Sciaenidae. The coding region runs from base 113 to 1369 and encodes 418 amino acids.
UGACGUGCUCGGGUCACAGGACGUGGACUGUGCGCGUCAUGCAGCAGAAACAGGAGCGAGAAUAGAAACUGACAGUGACAGAGCUCGGUGAGACAAACACAGUAACUUCAAAAUGCAGCCUUCCUCCUGUGACACCUUCGUGGCUCUGCCUCCUUCCACUGAGGGACAACGCAUCAUUUUUGGGAAAAACUCUGACAGGCCUUGUGAUGAAGUCCAGGAGGUGGUGUAUUUUCCUGCCACAGACCAUGCUGCAGGGGAGAAGGUUGAGUGCACAUACAUAGAGAUCGAGCAGGUUGCCCACACGCAUGCAGUGGUGUUGAGCAGGCCGGCGUGGCUGUGGGGGGCAGAAAUGGGCGCAAAUGAGCAUCAAGUGUGCAUUGGAAACGAGGCGGUGUGGGGCAGAGAGAGUGCUGACGGUGAUGAAGCUCUUCUGGGCAUGGAUCUGGUCAGACUUGGACUUGAGAGAGCCGAUACAGCCGAGGGAGCUGUGGAUGUUAUUACCAAGCUGCUGGAGAAAUACGGACAGGGAGGAUCUUGCAUGGAGGAUGAGUCCGGCUUCACCUACCACAACAGCUUCCUCAUCUCAGACAGGAUGGAGGCAUGGCUGCUUGAAACGUCCGGGAGGUACUGGGUGGCAGAGAGAGUGAAAGAUGGAUAUCGCAAUAUCUCAAACCAGUAUGGCAUAACGACUAAGAUAGACAAGGAACACCCAGAAAUGAGGGAAUAUGCACGAAGCAAAGGCUGGUGGGACGGAAAGACUGAAUUCAACUUUGCCACAGUCUACUCCUUCACGACGACAGCCAGAAUAGAAGCCGCUGGGGGUCGAUACUGUGAGGGGAAGAAGUUGCUGGAGAAGAACAACGGUCAUAUCAAUGCUGAGGCGAUGAUGGAGAUCCUGAGGGAUAAAGACAGUGGCGUCAACAUGGAGGGCAUGUUCAUGACAACAGGAAGUAUGGUAUCAGUGAUACCCAGGGAUCCUACUCUGCCAGGGGUACACUAUUUCACAGGAACGCCAGACCCUGAAAGGUCUGUGUUUAAACCUUUCAUCUUUGUGAAAAACCUGAAGCCACUGAAGGAGACUUCUUCACCCAGCUAUGGUGCAGAUGACCCCGUGAAGAAGAAACCACGCUUCCAGAGCAAGCCUGAUCGCAAACACGAGUUAUUUGUCAAACAUGAACUAGUGGCUGCCAUCAUUGAAUGUCACAAGGACAGAGGGAAGAAGAUCACGCAAAGUAUGAGGCAGCUAGAGAAGGAAAAGAUGACCGAGAUGGAGGAGCAUCUUUCAAAUGGUGUUGAUGAACCUGAUUUUUUGGUGAAUCUGUUCUCAACAUGUGUCCAGGAGGAGAUUGCUGUGUACAGUAAAAGCUGAGCGACUCCCUACAUGUUGGAACAAGAACACAGGUCUCCAUAAGUUAACCCUUUCAAUCAGGUAUAAAUACAAAUAUGCUUGUAUUAUAAAUAAGUGAGCCAGAACAAAUUCAUCAUGUGAUACACGAUUUGAGGGUUUGGUAAUACAGUUUUAUUUUAAAACAAAUCUA